GGUACGUAUUUGUAUAAAACAUGCAGUUAUUAGAACAAAUGUAGUGUAAAAUUAUGUCAAUGUGAAUUUCUACGUUCAAUUUUUCGCUCGAGUUCAACCAUGAUUAAAAAUGUAUCUCGUUUCGUGAAAAAUGUAACCGUCGAACCGGCGGUUUUAUUAUCGAUGGCUGCAUUCGUCGUAGUGGAACUAACCGGUGUUAAUUUAUUAAUUCAGAAAAAAUGCCGAUUUAACGCCACAUCAGAGCCAGACUUGAGUACCCCUUGUGACGAUGAAAAACAAGGAAUAGUUUUCGCAUCGGGAAUCAUGAGUUAUCUUCGUUUCAUAAUGUACUUCCUGAUCCUCUUGUACGCUGCGCUGGCAAUGAGCUGGAGUGACGGAGCUGGCCGAUGUCGUAAACCUUUAAUUAUGCUACCUAUGUUAGGACUUAUGGGUCAAUCGCUAUGUGGCUGUUUGCAUUCUUAUUUCUGGACUUGGGAUCCGUUUAAAAGCGCUUUGUGGAAUGUUAUUAUCGAAGUAGCAUGUGGAGGAAUAAUAUUGAUGAUUGUAGCUAGUCAAGCUCACUUAUGCGAUGUAUCGGACGUGGCAAGUCGUACGAUGAGAUUAGGUCUUUUUUCAGCUACUAAAACAGCCGGUGAUCUGGCAGGAUUCGGAAGUGCUGGGUUCGUGCUUCGAAAAUUUGGAUUUUUUUACACGUAUUUGAUAUGUUUUGUUUUAUCAACGGUUGCGUUGGUGUUGGCUUGGGUUUUUGUCGAAGAUGCAUCUGUGCAUGUGGAAAGAAAAGCGCAUUUUUGUCGAGUUUUUAAUGUUAUGCGAAUCGUUGAUAGUUUUAAAAUAGUUUUCAAGAAGAGUCUCAAGAGCAGGAGGAUCAUUAUUGUUAUGUUGAUUGGUAUCAAUGUGUUGGUGUAUUUCUCUGUGCAAGGUGAAAAUUCGGUUCAAUAUUUGUUUCUACGGCAUAAAUUCCAUUGGAAUGAACAGGAUUACAGUUUGUACGUUAUUUACAGAUAUAUUGGAGUUAUUAUUGGCAAUGUAUUUUGUUCAAUUGUCUUGAGCAAACUGUUGAAAUUACAUGACGCUGUGAUUGGUGCAUUGGCCGGAGUAUGGGAUACCGUUGCAGCUGUCGGAUACUUAUUUGCUAAUCAAAAUUGGCAUCUUUUUGUUGUUCCUCUGUUCGAUGUAUUUCAUGGUGCGGUUUUGUCAGUGAUGAUGUCAUUCUUCAGUAAAUUUUAUGAAAUUAAUGAACUAGGCCGUUUGUCGUCCGUUCUUCUUAUAUCAUCGUUGGUGGUUCCAUCGUGUUACCCAGCAUACAAUAUAAUUUUUCUGAAAACUUUGGACUUUUUCCCUUCAGCAUACUUCAUGUUGAGCAUUGUUAUAAAUGUCAUGAUUCUACUUUUGUAUCUUUCAUCGUAUUUUUUGAAUAAAAAAUUAAAUAAACAAGAAUCAGCAGCGGAAUGAAAAACGUCGUAAUCACUGAAUGGAUAUGGAAUAUUCUCAAACUUAACAAUAAAUCCUAAAAAAUUUUAUACAGAUUUGAAUAUUAAACUCGGAAAGGGGAGCUGUUCGCAAGGACAGGGGACAAGGGAGUUUCCUCCUUUAAAAGACAUUCGUUUAGAAGAAUUCUGACCCAAAAUGAAAAAUGUUCAAACAUUGUUUACGCUCAACUUCAACUUUUUUUUCGUUUGAUUUCCAACUUGGGAGUUUCAAACAAGGGAAUCAUUUUUUUUUUUUUGAGGGGGGAGGACUUUUCUCGAAAAGACGGUCAUUCAGAGGAAUCUUUGUUUUGAUUUUUUUUUCAAUUUUGAACGGAGUUUUUUUUUGAAAAAUUUUCAAUUCUAGUCAUAGCUUUCUUGAAUGCACCCCCCCCCUCCUUUCGAAAAAUACCUCGGUUCCCAAAAAAAUAAAAAUUGGUGAAUUUUUUUUUUGUUGAAAUUUCAACCUUUGUGUCAGAAUUCUUCUGAGGGAGCAUUUUUUUAAAAAUCGUGGGGUUUUUCGCUCUAGUCAUUUUUGUAGGAUGUAAAACAGCGUUAGGAACAAUAUACUGAAUUGAGUACCUACUUUUUUUUAUUAAAAAUGUCAGAUGGUAAAAAAAAAGUCUUAAAACUUCUCUAUUAUAGGCUAUAUACAAAUAAAUGUCUACAGGGUGUUCCGGAAAUUGUCUGUCAAAAUUCAACUGUUGAUUGUACUCGAGGAGACGAACGAAAAACGUCAUUAUGGCUGUUUGCCUUUCUUAUGAAAUGAAGGGGUCACGUGCUUCGUAAAAAUCGCAGUAUAAUUUUGAAAAAAAUCAUCAAAAAUAAUAAAUAGGUAUAUUUGAAUCAUUCAAAUGAUGCCCAUAACCCAUAAGUACUCGAGUGCACGAACGAAAAAUGUUUGCAUAACAAAUUGCCCAUUUUCAAAAUUGAAGGGACCAACUUGAUUCGAAUUUUCCAAAAUUUGGAAAGCUUUAAAUUUUAAGGAUUUCAAAUUUUCGAUAAGGUAACCUGCCCUAAUAUGGGAACCUUUUUGUAGAACCUGUAUCACUCCGAACCUAUUGCAUAUUUUUUAAUUCUGUUUCCACUAAAACGUACUCAAUACUCCAAUCUACAACCCCCUUGUGUUGAUUAAACAAAAAAAACAAAAAUUAUAUGAUUUUUUUUCGAUCAAAAAAAAAUUGAAAUUUUGACAACAAAAAAAAAGUGGUCCUAAUAUGAGACCCUAUGUUUUUUUUUAAAAAAAUAUAGGAAAAAAAUGGAAAUAGGAUAUAAAAACAUUAUAUUUUGGUUAAUAAACAAUACAAAUCGUUUUUACAGGAUAUAUAUGCCAUUUUUAUCAGUUUUGGUGCGCAUUGGGCACAUAAAGUCUAAAUCUUCAGCUGUACAUAGUUCACAGGCCCAUUAUUCAAAUUUCAUCCAAUUUUAAUAUUUUAAAUGAUUUUAUUACGUUUUAAAGUGUUUUAUGUCCAUUUUUAACCUGUUCCAAGAAAGCUCAAUGUAAUUUGUAUUACAAGAUGGGGUCUCAUAUUAGGCAACUCAUGGGGUCUCAUAUUAGGAAAUCAGUGUUUUUUUUUUGAUUUCCUCUAAAUCCAUAAAAUCAUAAAAUGAAUCACCAAACAUGCCAGAUUCAUAAAAUAUAACAUCUUGGCUGCACAUUUAUGUAAAGAUAUUAAAAUUACCUUGCCUAGUUCCGAAAUAAUGCGUCCCCAAAUACACCUCUAAAAAUAUUUCACGAAGUAAAAAAAAUGUUAUUGGCAAUGUAAUGAAAACAUUUCACAGAAACUUGCCAGUUGAAAGGUGCAGCCUAGUUAUUGACAAAUACCUAUUAGUACAUGCAAUCAGCGCUGGAGUGGGCUAAUAAACAGCUGAGAAAUCGAAGGGUCUCAUAUUAGGCAGGGUCUCAUAAUAGGGCAGGUUACCUUACGUGUUUGCGCCUUCAAUUUUGAAGAUAGGCAAUUUGUCAUCAUUAUCUUUCUGUUCGUCUAUUUGAGCACUCAUCGGUUAUUGAAGUCAGUUCAACAUUUUUGGGCAAAAAUUUACUAAUUUUGAAAAAUCUGCCAAAGAUGAGAAAAUGUUUGAAUUAUUUAAAUGACUUCACAGUUCACUAACUCAUAUAGUACUUGAGUGGGCGAACAAAAAAAGUUAUCAUGACAAAUUUCCUACCUUCAAAAUUAAAGGGCAAACUCAAUUUGAAAAUUCAAAAUUUUCCAAAUCUAGGGCACAACAAAUUUGGAAAUUUUGAAUCAAGUUUGGCCCUUCAUUUUUGAAGAUGAAAAAUUUGUCAUAAUGACAUUUUUUGUUCGUGCACCCGAGUACUACGACUACUACGAGUUACUAUGUGCAUGAUUUAAAUUAAAUGAUUCGACCAUUUUCUUAAAAUUACUAGUAAAUUUAGAGUUUUUCGAAGCUCGCUGCUCGUGGUUCCUUCAAUUCACAAUACAGGUAACCAAUCAUAAUAACGUUUUUUUGUAUAUCUCCUCGAAUACUAUCUACUGUUGAAUUUUGGUAGACGAUUUUCGGAACACCCUGUAUAAGUAGAUCAAUUACCUCGUACAAAAAACGUUCGUAAUUCAAAAUACUGUUGUAGAUUUAAGCUCACUAAAGCUUUAUAGUGCGUAUUACGUGUUAACGGUAUCAGUUCUUUUAUUACUCGUAUUGUCAUUUAAUCGAGCUAAAUACUCUCAUAUUUAAUUAUCUUAAGGUUGGUUUAUGGAAACGUACAGUAUAAUUUCGAGUUUAAACUUUGUAUGUCGUUUGUAGAAGAUAACAUUUUCAUCGAGUUCGUUCUUCAAAUUCAAAUUCAGUUAUGAUUAAAAAUAUACCCAGUUUCGUGAAAAAUAUAACAAUCGAACCGGCGUUUUUAUUAUACACCGCUACCUACGUUAUCGCCGAAUUAACAGGUAUAAAUUUAUUUAUUCAGAAAAAAUGUCGAGUCAACAUCACAUCGGAGCCGGACCUAAGCACACCUUGCGAUGAAGAAAAACAAGGAAUAGUAUUCGCCUCUGAAAUGAUCACAUAUUUACGUUUCACGAUGCUUUUUUUAUGCACAUUGUACGGUGCUAUAGCAAUGUGCUGGAGUGACGAGGCUGGUCGACGUCGAAGACCUUUAAUUUUCCUGCCCAUAAUCGGGCUAAUUCUGCAAUCAGUGUGUGGCUGCUUUCAUUCCUAUUACUGGACAUGGGAUCCCUUCUACGGUGCUUUGUGCAAUGUAAUAUGCGAGGUAAUAUCUGGAGGAAUACCAUUGAUGACGUUUGCUAGUCAAGCCUACGUAUGUGAUGUAUCAGAAGUGAAAAGUCGUACGAUGAGGUUAGGGGUUUUUUCAGCAGCUAGAACGUUAGGAGAUCUUUGCGGAUUUGGAAGUGCUGGAUUCAUACUUCGGAGAUUUGGAUUUUUCUACACGCAUUUCAUAUGUUUUGUGUUAUGUUUGGUUACGUUGAUACUAGCUGUGAGUUUUGUUAAAGAUGUAUCGGUGCAAGUUGAAAAGAAACGUCAUUUUUGGCAACAAAUCAAUUUCUUGCAAAUUUUCAGUAGUUUUAAAGUAGUUUUUAAGAAAAGUCUGGGUGGUAAAAGGUACAUCGUGGCAAUGCUGCUGAUUAUUUACAUUAUGGUGUUCUUCUCUACGCAGGG
This is a messenger RNA of Planococcus citri (citrus mealybug), 5096 nucleotides long. RefSeq names its product proton-coupled folate transporter-like. The coding region runs from base 100 to 1452 and encodes 450 amino acids. Gene Ontology annotation, molecular function: transmembrane transporter activity. The transcript is spliced from 6 exons. Gene Ontology annotation, biological process: transmembrane transport. The record is from RefSeq and is a predicted model, not a curated record. Gene Ontology annotation, cellular component: membrane. NCBI's taxonomy places the organism in Eukaryota, Metazoa, Arthropoda, Insecta, Hemiptera, Pseudococcidae.